AUACGAUCAUUGAGUACCCCGAAUUCUUAUUAUUAAAAAAUUUCAAUAAAAUUUUUGUCUUUUAGCAAAUUAAAGUGCCUUUUUUAAAAAAUAGUCGUAAAUCCUUUACAAUAAAUAAAAAAAGUAGUCAGUGUUAUGAAUUUUAUACUGAUGUUGUUCCAGGUGGAUUAAAUUAUAAGAAUUAAUUUUUAAAGAUUUUAGUGAAAGGCAAGGAAAGAAAGAAAGAAACAAAAAAUACUUAAAUAAAAAAGCGCGAAAUCUUCUAUUUUUAAAUCUGGACAUAAGAUUGCCGUAAGACAACAAAAACAGACGAAAAGAAUUAUUGCAGAAAUAAAAAGUAAGAGGAAUUUCCCUGACGACAGUUUACGUUGUUUUCGCCUUCAAUCGAACUCGAUACGAAAGGAUGGCUGAGCAUGGAUCAAACGCCGAAAUCAACUGAUCAAAGGCGAACAGAUCAAAAUAACAAUAACAAGGAAAUAUCGAAUGUGAACUUGUGUUCAUGCACCAAUAUAAGUAUCAUGCAAUUAUUCCAUGAAAUGAAACAAGAAUUUCCAAAACUUCCCGACCACACAAUUCAUCAACACGUCACGGACAAUUGUCAUAAUCGGCGUGCUUGUAUUGAUCAAUUGCACAAAGCUCUAAUCACAACGAUACCAACAACAACAAUGUAUCCAUCAAAGUCGAUUCAUAGCAAUCAGCAAAUACCGCGAAGUCCCGUCGCAGGAACGAAAUGGGCGAAUAAUCAGAAAAUGAAGGAGAUAAGUGAAAUGUUUGAGAAUUCAUCAUCAGAAGCUUCAUCAUCGAGUGAUGGGAAAUUGAAAAGGCCGACAACAUUGAGAUUAAGACGUGCACCAGAUCCGCCUAAUUCAGCAUCAGCUUCCAACUCAUCGACUCCCACCUCAACGUCGAAAUUGACAUCAAGCACAUCAACGUCAUCGCUUGUUGCGUCGACAACUUCCUCUGUGUCAAGUAUGUCGUCAGCAUCAGCAACAAAUUAUCCAAAUAGUCAAAAUGCUGACUCUUUCUCUAAUAAUCAUCAUGUCGCAUUAGAUUCGUCAGCAUCGAAAUACAAUGAUUCGUUGAAUGUUCAACUCAAUGUGACGGUUUCACCAAUUUCAUCGACAGCACCAACAAUACCGCCAAGACCACCUACAAGACCUGCUAGACACAUUAGUCAAUUGAAAGUUCAACCUGAACCAGCUUUUACCAGCAUUUUAGAGCCAAAGAAAUCGCCAAAUGGUGGUGCAAGUAUUGCGACUGGAACAGCUGGUCAAAGAAGCUACACAAGCGUCAAUUUCACUCUUCGUCAACCAACAUCGAUUCUCCCAUCAGCUCAAAGUCCAAUCGAAAUUCAAGCGGGCCCAUCGAGUCUCACUUAUUCUAGCAGUUCAUUUGAUGCACGACAAGGUUAUCAAAGUCAUUUGAAGAUAACAGUCGCAGGAAAUGGCGAAAGUUGUGUACAAGCUGUACGAACCAAACAACCGUCAUCGUUGAAUUCUACACUACCGGAAGUCGAUCAAAUCGACACAACGAUAAGCAUAGGAGGAAAAAAUGAGAUGAAUGACAGUGAACCCAUCAAAAUUACGACAAAUAAUAAACAAAUACUGCCGCCCACUCAUCAUCGAAUGACUGAAAAUGAAUUGCAUCAAAUGAUUGAGAAGCAAAUUAAACAAAAGGAACUUUUAGAAUGCGAACUGACGAAAGAACGUGAAAAGCUUAAAAUAGUGCAAUUUGAUAUAAUCACACUGACGUCACCAAUGAUGACACAAAGUGAGUUGCAACAAUUAUGUGAUGAAAUUUCUCGGUUGCGGUCAGCUUGUAAUGGAAUAGCAGAUGAGAUUGAUGUUGUUACAGCUCCACCACCUUCGCCAGCGGUGUCAUUGUCACCAUCACGACCUCAACGACCACCUCCGCCUAUACCAGCAGCACUUCGUUGUCUUUCACUCCAUCAAUCACCUUUUCAUUCGCAAAUUCAACCUUUCGAAUCACCGAGAAUUCAUUAUCCCGCUCAACCGCCCAGUUACACUGACGUUUUGCGAGAAAUGGGCCGCACACCUGGUGUCACCGCCAACAACAACAGUAACAGCUUACCAAACUUUGUUGAAGACGUUAAUGAAGGCGAAUGGUCGUGCUCGAUGUGCACAUUCCUGAAUUAUCCGCUUUUGAAUAAUUGUGAACAGUGCGACAUGCCUCGAGUUCAGGGUAUAAGAAUCACAUCCAGCAGUUAUCGUCCUUUACGACAAAAUAACAAUUUGCAGGGUGCGAGUGUCGCUACUAACCAUGAUAAUGCGAAUGUUGUGCAAGCAACAGUGCUUUAAAUUUCAUAAUUAUUCGCUUUCAAUCAGAGACUGGUACUAGAACUGAAAGGAAUUUAAGUGAAGCAAUUUAACUUAAAUUCUCUUUUUUUUCUUAAUUAUUAAACAAACAGUAGUGCUGAGCUUAAUUUUUGAUAGCUUUAUAAUCAAAUGAAAUUACUGCUGUAAUAUUUUAAUCCAGAAAAGAUGAUAAACAGAAAGUUUGAAUUAGUUCCAGUGUCUGUCUUGGAUCGUAAAACUUUCCAGCAAACUUCAAUCUUUAAUUCAAUAAUUAAAUAUCCGUAAAUUGUUUCAGUUUAUGGAGAUUCGUCUGCAUCUUUAACGAACGAUUAGUGAAUAUUAACAAAACAUUUUAUGAUUGUGAUUUUAUUAAAUAUUUACCAUUGCAUGGUUUUGUGAACGAACCUAAUAAGACAAUAAACCUUAAAAUUUAUCUUUAGAGUUGUUUUUGAUAUCAAACGAAUUCUUUUUAUUCUUCUUUUUAUCGUCAGCAGCAUUCCAGUCUGAAGAUAUUCUUCUGCUCCUAUCCACAAAACAGAACAAGUUUGUUCACAGUUGGAUCCUUUAAGAAUGGACUGCAAAUGAAUUAAAGAAUGGAAAUCCAUCCAAUUUUUAUACACAAAUACAGACUUAAUGGAAAACAUAAAAUUUCGCUUAAUAUUAAAAGAAUGAGGAAAUAUACUUUAAAAAAUUGUUAUUUAUUACUAAUAUCUAUCGAGAAAAAAAGAAAUGAAUUUAAGUGAAAAUGUAUUUACAUUAAUUCAGGCAUUACACAUUAACUUGAGGGUUUUUUUUUUCAUUUCAAAUCAGAAAUAAAUAUGAACCGAAAAAUUGAUAGCUUUGCUUUUGAAUGACCUUCGAAUCCAGUUUAGAUGGCGGUUCCUCGCUCCAAAGCUUGUUUGAUUUCGGUCGUGUAUGGAUCGUAAUACAUUGCAAGUUUCUUGUUGAGUCGACGAUUCUUCUCGUUGAUGUAGUCAAUAUCAGCUUCAUCGUUAUGCAUACGACGACGUGAGAACUUCUUACGCUUCUCAAUUUGCUGAUCCAGGUCCUUCACCAUGUUGUUAACAGCUGCUUUGGAAUCUUUAUGAACUCCUUCAAGAAUUGGAUUCGAGCUGUAAUAAUUGUCGCCAAUCAUUUCCUUCUGCUCGUUGUAUCUUUGUAAAUCUUUUGCUGGCAUAGCUUUCACGAGACGUUGAUAUUGUCUUGCAGUUUGUGUUUCAUAGUCAGCGAAUCCUUGGUCACCAAUUUUU
Clunio marinus is the source of this 3565-nucleotide messenger RNA. The record is from the annotation of a GenBank genome assembly. Lineage: Eukaryota; Metazoa; Arthropoda; Insecta; Diptera; Chironomidae.